AUGGGCUCCCACCACAGUAACUGCACUGAGUACACUACCGGCAUGGGCUCCCACCACAGUAAAUGCACUGAGUACACUACAGGCAUGGGCUCCCACCACAGUAACUACACUGAGUACACUACCGGCAUGGGCAUCCUACACAGUAACUACACUGAGUACACUACCGGCAUGGGCAUCCUACACAGUAACUACACUGAGUACACUACCGGCAUGGGCUCCCACCACAGUAACUACACUGAGUACACUACUGGCAUGGGCUCCACCACAGUAACUACACUACCGGCAUGGGCAUCCUACACAGUAACUACACUGAGUACACUACUGGCAUGGGCACCACCACAGUAA
Messenger RNA from Pelobates cultripes (western spadefoot toad), 345 nucleotides. The record is from the annotation of a GenBank genome assembly. NCBI's taxonomy places the organism in Eukaryota, Metazoa, Chordata, Amphibia, Anura, Pelobatidae.